This is a messenger RNA of Aspergillus aculeatinus CBS 121060, 1194 nucleotides long. Its product is annotated as SRR1 family protein. The transcript has 3 exons. Bases 1 to 840 code for a protein of 279 amino acids. The record is from RefSeq and is a predicted model, not a curated record. Lineage: Eukaryota; Fungi; Ascomycota; Eurotiomycetes; Eurotiales; Aspergillaceae.
AUGCCACACACCUCCCGCAAAAAGAAGCCCACCACCAGCACCAGCACCGGCCCCACCAAACGAACCACAAUCACCGACGCGACCGGCUGGACGCACGUCACGACGACAGGCAACGCCCACCGCGCGCAUCGCCAACACCGUCCACAAUCCCACCCACACCCACAACCACAACAACAAGAACUACUCACCCCGGCCGAAGCCCCCAAAUCCCUCACCCUCCCCUCCCUCCUCACGCAAUACCACACCCACCGGACCAAAUGGACCGCCUCCACCACCGCCGCGACGCUGACCGCGACGAGAACAGAACAAGGAGCGCAAUCCACCACCCCCACCACCCCAAGAAUAACCAAUAUAAUCUGCAUCGGCCUCGGCAGUCCGAGCGGCUUCCUGCGCGGGGGAUGGGUGGAUCGUCGCAGCGUCUCGCUCUACCAGCUCAAUGCGUUGAUGAGUGUGGUGGAGUGUUUGACUGCGAAUCAAAAAACAUCCACAGUCCGAAUCUACGCCCAAGAUCCCGUCUUCAACGCGCUCGAUCGCCAACUCCUUGCCGCCCUGGGGAUCACCGUCGUGGAGCAUCCGGACGGGUUCGGGAAGGUCAACUCAAAUUCGCUGCUGUUCUGUCCCGGGGCGGAGAAGGCGCAUCUCGAGGUGCUGCUGGCGCGGAAUCCGGCGGGGGUGGUUGGUGGGCCCUUGGAGGAUACGGGCUCCGACGGGAUCGAGCGGUUCGUGGCGCGGACCGGGUCGGUGCGGUUGCCGCGGUUUGAGGAGCUGAAGGAGGCGUUUUGGGAGAUGCGAGUCUAUCAUUAUACCCAGCCGGUCGAGGAAGAAAACCGCGAAGACUGAUGGGUGAGAAAGGAGUAGUGUGGAAUACCAAACCAGGAUUACAUCUGGAGGGCACAACUCAAUCAGGGCACGAGGACAGGCAAGUCUCCAGCAAACGCAAGUAUAGAUGAUAUUUGCAAGUAACUGUCGGUGGCUUAAGACCAUCACUAUCAACAAACUAUAUACAGACACCCUCAACAAUCAUCCUAGCUUGGCACGGGAGGUAACAUGAACAGCCCCCCCCACCCAAACAGUCGAGGACAACACCGCCACCGUCACAUCUGUGCAAAGAGAUAAACAGGAAGCGCAAAACACCGCAAAGAGAUUCAGAACAAGCCAUUAGUCCGUGCAUCGUUAAAACAUGGUGUAUGUCGG